AUGCCAAGACCGUUAGGUAUUUCUCCGAUACGGCAUAAGGUAACUAGGAGGUUUUACGAACCACUAUUACUCCUUCACGCCCUUAGUCCGAUACGGGGGGAAAGAAUCAAAUCCGAGAUAAUCUCCGAUGAUCCAGAAUCAAAUCAUAUCCAGCUCCGACGGUCUUUCACAAACGCCAUCGCCUACAUCUGUGCCUACCGAAAGGGGCCUGACCACGUCGCUGCAGCCGCUCUAGAGAAGACCCCCCAGGGUGUUGUAGUCUGGCUCUGCGCUAACGCCGAUGUUGAAGAGGGGGUCGUCACUUUCUUGAAGGGGGUUUUGGCAUGCGUGUAUCGAGUUGUCGAGAAAGACAGUAUGGAGGACUUACACCAGGAAGCUUCACUGGCAACCCAAAGGCUUGCAUCUAUGAUUGUCGAUUUUCAAGCUCCAAGACUCAAUGCGUACCGUGCAGAGAUUAUCAAAUCAUGCAUUCUUCCUUGCCAUGAACUCAUGACAGGCUACGUUAGGGGCAACGGUAAUGCACUCGAGGUUAACAACUUGCAACAGUGGCUCAGGAAAUACUUUGGCGAUGACACUGGAGGAUGUACAGGACCAAGUCUCUUCGACUUAUCCAAAGCUUGCUAUGACAUUAGACACACUCAGUACUUGAAGACUGUUAGCAUGUUUGCUGGGCAAGGGCGGACACGGCACGAAACAUUUGAACGGCUUUAUAAACUACUCGGCAAACUUGGGAAGCCUCUCAAGUCCUCAAAGACACUAACCGAAGCGGCAACAAAGCUUGCGCAAGACUUUGCUCAGGGAUUUACUGUGAAAACAGUACGCUCGUCAGUACCACAACAACUUCCCUUCCGAGGCAAGAAGGAAGCAACGAUAGAGCGCACUGUUCAUCGUAUGUUUUCGGAUUCUUCAAAGAAAGCCGAGUUCAUGGAACGGCUCAGGUCGCUCGUGUCUCCGGAAGAAAAGGAAAUAGACAGCUUUCUGCAACGUGAACGAGCUACUAAGACGAGAGUUCACGCCGAAUUGCUCCUUAUCGAUCAUUUCGAACGAAAUUCUUGCAACUUUCUGGGCCAGGGCGAGAAAUACAUUGGCUGCAGCAAGCCAGCAUGCUAUUUAUGCCACAUGUAUAUCACCCACCACCCAAGCCAUUACGCAAUUCCGGCUAGUCACAACAAAGUCUAUGUUGCUUGGCGUCCCCCUGAUGUCUAUAUUCGGGAACCUGGAGCUUUCCGUUUAUUGCAGGUACAGGAAAGAAUUCUAUUGCGGAUGAUCGACUUAGUCCGUAAGGACUUGUUUUCUGAGAUAAAGAGUCACAACAUGCGAUUGCCAUACCACACCGAUUCUACAACUGGAAUAACAACGACAUUAGAAUCAAUGCGAUUGGGCGAGACAGACACACCUCCAGUUGCGUACCCAGGUGAUCUCGGUAUUUUAUCCUCCAUUCCAUCACUCUAUAACAUCACUAAACAUCCAAUCUAGAACAAUCAAUACUGAGCUUGCGAGAACUAAACGAAGAUGUUGAAGUAAGCACUUCUGAGGAUGAGGAUAAUCAAGGCGGAGUUCCAAUUUAAUCCCCACCUUACUAUUGUAUAGAGGGAGGCUAAUCCAUGAACGGAUUUGAGAAUGGUUUCGAAUGCCUGGCGGCUGACACAGAAGAGCAUAAUUUGAG
Hyaloscypha bicolor E is the source of this 1666-nucleotide messenger RNA. RefSeq lists its product as uncharacterized. The transcript has 2 exons. The record is from RefSeq and is a predicted model, not a curated record. NCBI's taxonomy places the organism in Eukaryota, Fungi, Ascomycota, Leotiomycetes, Helotiales, Hyaloscyphaceae. Bases 1 to 1476 code for a protein of 491 amino acids.